This is a messenger RNA of Paramecium octaurelia, 171 nucleotides long. The record is from the annotation of a GenBank genome assembly. NCBI's taxonomy places the organism in Eukaryota, Ciliophora, Oligohymenophorea, Peniculida, Parameciidae.
UAAAUGGAAAUCUAUAACUCCAAUGAAAGUUGUUGCUAAAGUUAUAAGCACCUUGGAUAAUUUAAAGGAGAGUCUGAAAUAAAAAAUAAAACAAUUUUUAUUCGUUCAAAUACUACAAUAAACUCAGUCGUUCCAGAAUUUGUUAAUGCAUUUUAAUUAUAUAAGAAAUGA